Dama dama (fallow deer) is the source of this 3011-nucleotide messenger RNA. It is a transcript of the gene TCF7, whose product is annotated as transcription factor 7. Bases 160 to 1362 code for a protein of 400 amino acids. NCBI's taxonomy places the organism in Eukaryota, Metazoa, Chordata, Mammalia, Artiodactyla, Cervidae. Gene Ontology annotation, biological process: canonical Wnt signaling pathway; regulation of transcription by RNA polymerase II. The transcript has 11 exons. Gene Ontology annotation, molecular function: DNA-binding transcription factor activity, RNA polymerase II-specific; RNA polymerase II cis-regulatory region sequence-specific DNA binding. Gene Ontology annotation, cellular component: beta-catenin-TCF complex. The record is from RefSeq and is a predicted model, not a curated record.
GCCCCGCGCCCCGCGCCCGCAGCCCGCCCAGGCGGAGUCACCCCGCGCUCCGCCCGCCGCGAUUCGGGCUCGGAGGUCCGGACCUCGGGCUCGCCGCCUCCCGGGCCGGCUCCGCGCCCCGCACCCCCGAGCCCCGCGACCCCGCAGGCUGAGCGCACCAUGCCGCAGCUGGACUCGGGCGGGGGUGGCGCGGGCGGCGGCGACGACCUCGGCGCGCCCGACGAGCUGCUGGCCUUCCAGGACGAGGGCGAGGAGCAGGACGACAAGAGCCGCGACAGCGCCGCGGGCCCCGAGCGCGACCUGGCCGAGCUCAAGUCGUCGCUCGUCAAUGAGUCCGAGGGCGCGGCCGGCGACGCCGGGGUCCCGGGGGCGGGCGCCGGUGCCCGCGGCGAGGCCGAGGUCGGGGCGGAGGCUCUCGGGCGGGAACACACUUCGCAGAGACUUUUCCCCGACAAACUUCCAGAGUCUCUGGAAGACGGCCUGAAGGCCCCGGAGUGCACCAGCGGCAUGUACAAAGACACCGUCUACUCCGCCUUCAAUCUGCUCAUGCACUACCCGCCCCCCUCGGGAGCAGGGCAGCACCCCCAGCCGCAGCCCCCGCUGCACAACAAGGCCAGUCAGCCUUCCCAUGGCGUCCCCCAACUUUCUCCUCUCUAUGACCAUUUCAGCAGCCCACACCCCACACCUGCACCAGCCGACAUCAGCCAGAAGCAAGGAGUUCACAGGCCUCUGCAGACCCCUGACCUCUCUGGCUUCUACUCUCUGACCUCAGGCAGCAUGGGACAGCUCCCACACACUGUGAGCUGGCCCAGCCCUCCUCUCUACCCCCUGUCCCCUUCCUGCGGAUAUAGACAGCACUUCCCUGCCCCCACUGCAGCCCCUGGCGCCCCCUACCCCAGGUUCACCCAUCCACCCCUGAUGCUAGGUUCUGGUGUCCCUGGGCACCCCGCAGCCAUCCCCCACCCAGCCAUCGUGCCCUCUUCAGGGAAGCAGGAGCUGCAGCCCUAUGACCGCAGCCUGAAAGCACAAGCAGACUCCAAGGCAGAGAAGGAAGCCAAGAAGCCAACCAUCAAGAAGCCACUCAACGCCUUCAUGCUAUACAUGAAGGAGAUGAGAGCCAAGGUCAUUGCAGAAUGCACGCUCAAGGAGAGUGCUGCCAUCAACCAGAUCCUGGGCCGUCGGUGGCAUGCACUGUCCCGGGAAGAGCAAGCCAAGUAUUAUGAGCUGGCCCGCAAGGAGAGGCAGCUGCACAUGCAGCUAUACCCAGGCUGGUCGGCGCGGGACAACUAUGGGAAGAAGAAGAGACGGUCGAGGGAAAAGCACCAAGAAUCCAACUCAGAUAACUCUCUUCACUAUUCCUAGGAGGAAAAAGAAAUGCAUUCGGUACUUACCCGGAGAAGGCCGCUGCCCCAGCCCCGUUCCUUCCGAUGACAGUGCUCUAGGCUGCCCCAGGUCCCCAACUCCCCAGGAUUCGCCCUCGUACCUCCUGCUGCCCCACCUCCCCACAGAACUGCUUGCUAGCCCUGCAGAACCAGCGCCUACAUCACCAGGCCUCUCAGCCACUCUCAGCCUCUCAGCCCCCUCAGAGCAACCAGCAGAGUACACAGGUUCAGCCACAGCAAUCUCAGAGACAGGCAGCCUAGCGUGCACAGGACACAUGGCUUCCUCCAAGGGCUCACCCUCUGAGAGGAGACGACAGAGUCCCAAAGUGGGUGGAAACCGGCCAGGGGGCCUGUUGGCUCCCUCUCACAGCUCAGGCCCUGGAGAUUUCAAAGUCUGCACAACUUCUGCCUGAACCUGGGGCCAUCAAUUCAAACUGCUCCAAGUGAUGGGAAUCAGAUCCGUGUUGUGUCAUUUCGUCAGGGGCAUCCCCCAUGCCUAUGGCAGGCUCCCUCCCUCUGUCUUGACAGCCAGAUGCCCCUGCCCCCCUUGCUUUUCCUCUUUAGGUCAUAGGUGGACUGGACUGAGCCCAGCUGCUCUCCCCUCCACCACUGCCCCACCUUCCCUGUACCAGAUACUUCACGGACCAAGAACCAGCUCGUUUACCAAACAUGUAAGCAUGGUCACAACCACAAAGCUCAAGAUGACAGUGCUUCUCUCUUAAGGGCCUGGAGAAGCCCUGUUUACAGAAAACCAUCUGUAAUCUGUAAGCUGAACCAAGGGAAGCUUCUUCCCACAUUCUUUUUAGCAGCUUUCAAUAAGUGAAUGGAAUAGGUUAGAUUUAGGCCUAUCAGCCUGGCAACAGGAAUAACCUGACACUACCUUACAGGCAAGUGUGGAUGGUGAGUGUUUGUGGCUAUAGUUCAAAUUACUUGGAAAUGUUUCCUGAGAAAUUCAACCACCUAAGAAGCCCUGAUACCUAAUGCCCUAGUCACUGGUUCAAGUCAGUUGUGGCUCAAAACCAGUGUGCAUCCUUCCCCACUUCUGAGCACCUUGUCCAGAUCCAAUUCCAGCUUAUCCACAUCAGUCUAGCCAGCUCUUUAGACAGUUGUAAGAAAGGGCAAACCAAACCUCAGGACAGCCAGUGCCUAUUUUCCAGCAUGUAAGCAGGCCAGCUUCAGUUUCCCUAUGGGGCUGCAGGAAGGAAGACCAUACAACUAAAGCAGGAGCCCAGAAAACCUCUAGUGGUGAACAUCGGGUUUUCACCACAGCCUACUUUAACCCAUUUCUGAGCCAAGCUUCAACCCUGAGCCUUAAAAAACAAACAUUUUUUAAUUUAAUUUAGUUUUUUUUUUGUUCUUUUUGCCUCCUCUUCACUGUACGUAGCCUGAAUCCAAAGAGAAAGGGCUAUCCUUGUACCCACACACACCCCUCAACAAAAGCCUAGUUCCUACUUUAGCCACUGGCUUCUCAGAAUCCAAAGAUCAUAUGUUCUAGUGUAGUGCUGCAAGAAGUCUUGAGAGGAAAAAGGACCAUUAUAAUAUUCAAGAUAUUUUUGUAUUGUUAAUGCAUAUCACAGAAAAACUUUGAUAUGAGAAUAAAGAUACUUUUUACUGGGUUUCUUUUUCAAA